Diorhabda sublineata is the source of this 276-nucleotide messenger RNA. RefSeq lists its product as uncharacterized. NCBI's taxonomy places the organism in Eukaryota, Metazoa, Arthropoda, Insecta, Coleoptera, Chrysomelidae. The transcript has 2 exons. The record is from RefSeq and is a predicted model, not a curated record. Gene Ontology annotation, cellular component: mitochondrion; respiratory chain complex IV. The coding region runs from base 1 to 276 and encodes 91 amino acids.
AUGAGUGAAGAUAAGAAAGGAGAAAAAUAUGAAAUGAAAACCGUUGCUCAGGAUGCAAGAUACCAUAAUUGUAAUUGCACAAAUUGGUGUUUGGAUGCAUUUGUUGAUUAUCACAAGUGCAUCAGGCUCUUGGGGGAAGGGAGCGAGCGCUGCGAACAGUUUUGCAAAAUUUACAAAACUGUAUGUCCUAACGAUUGGAUAAAAAGAUGGGAAGACCAAAUUGAGAAAGGUACAUUCCCAUGCGAUUUACCGGCAAAACCAAAUUGCGAAAAAUAG